ACCAAUGUCGGGUCGUUGAAGGCAGUGAUGGUGGCCGAGCGACUGCGAGCCUGCCUGGAGGAGGUAUUAGAACAGAUUCUGGCUACAUCUAACAAAGAUGACGAUGAAGUCGCUUUCAAGGAGCGUCUUGCCGGUGCUGUGAUGGAGAUGCUUAAUCGGCCCUCCUUCGGCUUUGACUCGACUGUCAAGGAAUUAUUAAUGGAUAUUUAA
Hydatigera taeniaeformis is the source of this 210-nucleotide messenger RNA. The record is from the annotation of a GenBank genome assembly. Lineage: Eukaryota; Metazoa; Platyhelminthes; Cestoda; Cyclophyllidea; Taeniidae.